CCAAAAAGUAGCCGAGUAUAUGCGCGUUGCAUUAGCGUAUCGCGACAAUGGAAUCAUCAUCGAUACCGACUACAUCGACGGAUCAUUGCGCGACUCGGAUAAGUAAAAGGAGUCCCGAGGUUGACGUUGGCUGUGUGAGUUGAAACGCGUGUCACCUCCCACGCAUCGUCAGCGGUCUUAAGUACUACCUAUCCAGUGAAAUAACACUUUGAUCCGAAAGCCAGCUGUGGCCAAGUCAGCCAACCGAGUCGGCAGCUGUGCCAGAAAGAGUGUACUUAUAUUUUAUCGUCGGCAGGAUGGGAGCACCUCCAACUCGAGCGGCAAAGUUCGGCGUGUAGGUGAGCGGGUCGGCUCUCGAUUAACCGACAGCGCAUGAAAGUUGUUACUGAUAAGUAGCUGGUGAGGGGAACAAGUCGACGACGAUGCUGUGGAUAUUCCAGGUCUUCCUGCUCGCGGGCAUUGGGUUCCAGAGGCUCCAGUGCGCUACUGUGGUGCCUUUCAGGAAAGCCAAGCAACUCCACAGCGCAAGCACCUUGACCAGAGAUCAAGUAAAGAAACUAGUCGGCUUGACCGAUGUCAGGCACAUGAAUUCGGUCCUGGACAAUAUCUGCAUCCCCAGAACCGUGGGAAGUAAGAACCACGAAAACGUCAAGAAGUAUAUAAAAAAUAGCCUGACCCAACUUGGCUGGACCGUCGAAUCCGACAGAUUCAAAGACAAAACGCCGGUCGGGGUGCACGAGUUCGAAAACAUCAUCGCCACGCUGAAUCCCAAAGCCGAAAGAUAUUUGACCCUGGCGUGUCACCACGACUCCAAAAUCAUGAAUUUUGAAUUUGUUGGCGCGACUGACAGCGCCGUACCUUGCAUGCAACUCAUCAACUUGGCCAAGGUCAUGGACGGGUACUUGCAGUCGAUGAAAAACAAUAGAAAAUUGAGUCUGAUGCUGUUGUUCCUCGACGGCGAGGAGGCGUUUGUCACGUGGAAUGAUACCGACUCUAUUUACGGAGCUCGACACUUGGCAUCCAAGUGGCACAAUAGGCCUUUCUUCCACAAAAACGAGGACAAUCUGACGGAACUGGAUAAAAUCGAUUUGUUCGUCCUUUUGGAUCUCAUUGGCGCGCCGAAUCCAAAAUUUUACAACUAUUUCACCACAACUUCCAAAUGGUACAAGCUACUGGCCAAGAUAGAGAAAGAUUUAGGUAGGAUGCAUCUACUUGAAAAACACACCACGCAGUAUUUCGAUGAGUUUGCAUUUCAAGCUGAAAUACAAGACGAUCAUCUUCCGUUUUUGAUAAGAGAUGUUCCGAUUUUGCACUUGAUACCAACGCCAUUUCCGCGCUUUUGGCACAAAUCUGGUGAUAACAGGAAUGCAAUAAGCCUGUCUACCGUAGAAAAUUUGAAUAAAAUUUUAAGAGUAUUUGUUGCUAAAUACUUGGGUAAUCCUGGACAAGAAGAAAAACCACAAUCAGCGGAACGGUUGGAGCUGUAACACGUGCACGGUCUCCAUGUUUGAAUGAAUGCAAGUAAAAUUUUAAACUACUGUUGGAAAACAUUUUUUUUAUUUACUUUUUAUUAUUUCAUACUUUUACCAAGCAUCUGAAUGAAUGAGUGCAAAUGCGUACAACGCUUGUAUGUUGGACCCUCGAUUCCUUUUGUUAACUAUUAGAUAGCAUUUUGUAAGCCAUGAAGAAAUCACUGAAUGUAUGAACAACUCGAAAUUGGACUCCACUUCUUCGGAAAUUUCUUUACAUUCUCGAUGCUGAAUAUAUUUCGGGAUGUACACUUACCAUAGCUUCAUUCACCAACAGCAAACUUUGAAUUUAGCUAUUUAUAAUACAAUGACAAAAAAAGUAACUGUAACUAUGUACAAACUAACGUUAAAACAACAGCUACACCAGGAAUCGCAGAGUGCAAUACGGUCUGUUUAAAUCAGGGUUUUAGUUUUUUUCAAACUUAAUUUUCAAUAAUUUAUACAACCCAUCUGAUGAAGUAUAUGAUUUUCGCGGUUCACGAAUCAAGCCACGGCGAGUGUACUUAUAACUUUCUAUUGAUACUCCAAAAGUUUGCAAGUCAACGAUUUCAAUAAGGAAUCUAUUAAUUUUUUAAACAUACUUUUUGAUUGUAUCACACGAGACCUUACUUUUUAAAAUUUGGGUCCUAUUUUUACCUGUUAAUUAUUUUGAGUAUCGAUAGAAGACUAUCUAUGCAUGUAUACAAUCAUUAAAAUGGGUGUUUGUGGCUACUAGAGAAAAUUUCUUCAUUCUUUC
This is a messenger RNA of Copidosoma floridanum, 2265 nucleotides long. RefSeq names its product glutaminyl-peptide cyclotransferase. Gene Ontology annotation, molecular function: zinc ion binding; glutaminyl-peptide cyclotransferase activity. The record is from RefSeq and is a predicted model, not a curated record. Lineage: Eukaryota; Metazoa; Arthropoda; Insecta; Hymenoptera; Encyrtidae.